AGCUGUUCGCAUUAUUGCGUUGUGCAAAAUAAACUGAAAAAACAACUGCAAUUGUUUAUAAUUUUUAAUUUUCCGGUAAACUGAUUAGUAUUCAUAGAAAAAAACGUAACACAUUUAUCGGAGAUCCACUUGUCACUUGUAAUGAAAAUUUUAAAAUUGGUGAUAAUUUUUAUGCUGAAUCUGUUAAAUAAUUUAGAAACAUUUGUUGCCACAUUCGCAAAUCGCAGUUAUUUUAGACGUAACUCAAGUAUGGAGCAAGAUGAGCAAGAUGGAGAAGUGUCGCAGCAACAGGAAAUAGCGCCACGACCCGGAACGCCAGUCGAAAGACUUAUUGAAGAAAUUGAAGUUUUUGACGCAAUGGAUCUUAUCAAUGACAAUGGUAGCGAUGACGAAGAAAGCGUCAAUGAGGAAAAUGACGAAGAUGAAGAACGGGACAAUACUAGGAGUAAUACAGUGGAAAUUGCCGCGUGGAUCUUAAAACAACUGCAUGAUUGUUUUGAGCAAUCUAAGACACAACCGACAUACACUUUUACGCCGCAUCGUCUUCUCAAAUGCAAUUAUAAAGCUGUAUGUGAAUUUGGCGAAUAUCCAACAGCACGAAGUGGUCAUCGUAUUAUAGCGUCAGAAUCCACUCUAUAUUCGCUGGGAGGUUACAAUCCGAGCAGAGUUCCUAACGUACUACGCCGUGAUGGGUGCAUGCUGUUUCAAGAGCUUUGGGCGUAUAAUUUUGCAACAAAUCGUUGGAAAUUACUUCUACAUGCAGAUAAUUCUGAUAUGCCUAGAGAGUUAGCCUCAAAUGCUCUUGUCCUUUACAAUAAUGUAUUAAUUUCACAUGGAGGCACUGGUUACCCGUUCGGUGAGACUUGCUCAAAUGAUUGCUAUGUGUACACCAUUGGUGAAAACGCCCAGGUGAUGAGAUUAGGAGUAACGGGAGAUUUGCCGACUGCUCAAUAUGGUCCAGGCAUUGUUAUACAUAAUGAUUAUCUUUACACAAUUGGAGGAACGACAGGUUUUGAUUAUACUUGUGAUGUUUACCGAUUAAAUUUACAUACGAAGAUUUGGGAAAAUGUCUAUAUAUGCAGACCCGAUAUGCGGGACGAUCCUGAAGGUCGUUACAGGCACGAAGUAGUCUACGAUGGCUCUUAUAUAUAUGUGCUUGGCGGGGGCACUUCGCAUACCGUUUAUGACCUUCAACGCAUCCCUGCUUUUAAUUUGACAACAAAUCGUUGGGAAUAUUUUGAUACAAUUCCUGAUCGAAUGAUGAUAAGAUUUUAUGAAAAUGGAUUUCCGAAACCACGUAAAUGUCUUUCCUGCGUGCAACAUACCUUACCGAAUGGUGAUAUAGAAGCCUUUAUAACUGGUGGUUUGCAGGGUGAUUUUUCGACAUACUUUAAUGAUAUAUGGAAACUGAAUCUGCGAACUAAAGAAUGGUGUAAAAUAGUUACGGCCCAUUUGCCGCGACCUCUUUAUUUUCAUUCAGCGGCUCACGCUGGGAACGGUUGCAUGUAUAUCUUCGGUGGCAUCGAAUACAGUGAAAAAGAAGUCCGCCGAAAUUGUCUCUUUAAGAUGUGGAUGACUAUACCGAAAUUGAGUGAAAUUUGUUGGGAUGCUAUUACAUAUUACAAUAAUAAUUUACAUAUUUACAAUAGAGAGAAAUUACUGCAGAUAGGCAUACCUGAACGUUUCGUAAAUCGCUUGCCAUUACAAAAACGACCGCGUAAACACAUUUCAGAUGAAUCAUCGCAAUCGUUGAUUGUGACUGUUAAGCGGAUGCGUUCACAAAUCGAAUAAAACCAAUAUGAAUAAAAACCCCAUCUAAUAAUAUAAUUUGUAAGAAGUACGUUAGACUAUUGAUUGUUUAAAUUGUAAUUUUAAUUAAAGUCCUUGUGGUUGCCAAAUGCUUUUCUAAGCUUUAACGAUAAAUCAAAUUUCAACUGAAUUGAGUCUAAUUUCUAACGUAUAAUUUGAAAGGAGCCAAGUCCUUAAAUAAUGAUCUGAUAAUUUUGAUUGCGGCAAUGUUAACAUACCUACGUUUAAACUUAGAAAUAUAUAUUUUAUUUUAUGUUUAAUUAACAAAAUUGGUGUUAAAUUUAGACGAGAACUAGUGUAAAGUCCAAAUGCUCUUGUGUACAUUAUGAAAAAAAGUUUAUUUUGGUAAAAUAUUUAUACGAUUAAAAAAUAUUAUGGUUCAAUCUUUAUGAAAGGGCAAGAAAGAACCGCCAAGAACAAAUACAAAACGUCAACAAGGCAAAGCAAAAAAAUUAUUGCUAUAUAACUGGGAUCGCUAAUUCCUCGUCUCCUGACGUCGUCAGUCACACUUAUAAAAUGAAAUUACGUUUAUUUUUUCCUUUUGAUUACUCCGUUCACACUACAAAAAGCUAUACAUACGAACG
This is a messenger RNA of Glossina fuscipes, 2393 nucleotides long. It is a transcript of the gene slim, whose product is annotated as kelch domain-containing protein 10 homolog. The coding region runs from base 142 to 1791 and encodes 549 amino acids. Gene Ontology annotation, molecular function: protein binding. Gene Ontology annotation, biological process: positive regulation of stress-activated MAPK cascade. The transcript has 4 exons. NCBI's taxonomy places the organism in Eukaryota, Metazoa, Arthropoda, Insecta, Diptera, Glossinidae. The record is from RefSeq and is a predicted model, not a curated record.